AUGGCGACUCCCACCAUGUUAAUCUCCAAGUGCCGCCGCGAGUUAAUCUCCACCAUGCCUCUAUCCCCCCUGCUCCUCCUCCUGCUGCUCUCCCUCGCUCCCUCCGCCUUCCCCGCUGCUUCCGCUGCCGCUGUCAACUCACCUUCUGUUAACUCGCCUUCCAUUGGCUUGCCUGCCGUUCGCUCACCCCCCGCCGCGCCUGCUCCAACCGUCCCUGCUAAUUCACCCCCUGUUGAUCUGGGAACGGACGAAAACGGCAACCCAGUGAAACCCGGGGAGGCGGCGUUUCAGCGGAACGUUCCGCCGUCCCCGCCACCCCCGCCGCCGCCCCCUCCGGUCGUCUCUUUCAUGCAAGGCACCUACAUCAACUGCGGCAGCAACGAAUCGCUCAAAAACCCGCUCUACACCUGGGAGGCGGAUCCCUUUUCGGGCAGGUUCGGGAGGAGUUUCCGGGCAGGCGUGAUCAAGACGAGCAUGACUGGGAAGGUUGCGGCGGGCAGGAUGGGGAAUGGGAAGGUUGAGUUUAGCGAGACGGGGGUGCUGAAGACGCCGCCAGGGGUGGAUGCGCGGGUGUUUGAGACGGUUCGGUUCUUUGAUGACCUCGCCCCCAACGUUUCUACUUACUCUGUGCCGGUCCCCGGCCCUCCCACCAACGUGUUCGUCCGCCUCUAUUUCGCUGAGAUCGUCUACACGACAGCCAAGCUGCGCCGCUUCCACGUGGCAGUGGAGGGCGCGCCCGUGCUGACCAACUACAGCGUGCCACGUGGCACUGUGCGAGUGGAGGAGUUUGUCGUGCCUGUGCUGGACGGUUCUGUGGACAUUGCGUUUAUCCGGGGCGAGAUUGGCGAGCCCAUGAUCAGCGCCAUUGCGGUGGUGCCGCUGACACUCGGCAUGUACAACCUCUCCGCCCCCACGGCCACGUCACGCAUCAUGGCCAACGACUACCGAUUCGGCUGCGGGCUGUACCUACCCAUCACCGAUUUGACUCAGCGCGUCUGGAACCUUCUGCCCUCUGAGCUCUACACGCCCAAGGACCCCGGGUCUCGCCGCUACAACAAAACCGAAUCAGCAGCCAUCACGUGGCCGCAGACUGCUGACAACGCCGACAAGCCACCCUUCAUGUUCCCGCUCGACCUCACCACUGCGGGGCUGCACUCAGUGGAGUACUCCAGCUACGCGGGCUACAACGACAACACCUUCCUCAACUUCUCCCUCCCCGUUGACCCCAACACCGCCUACCGCAUCGACCUGGGCUUUGAGGAGCUCUGGUACUACUACACCGCCCGUCUGUUGGACAUCUACGUGGACGGCACGCUCAUGGUCAAGGAGCUUGACCUGGCCACUGUGGCGGGCGUUGGCGUGCCCUACACCGUCACCCUCAAAGCUGUGUCCGGCCCCUCGGGCUUCAUGAACAUGUACCUCAACACCUCCACCAACUCCCUCCACAACAAUGUGUUCAUAAGCACGCUAGAGCUCUUCCGAGUGAUUCCCAUCGACCUCACCAACCAGGCAGCGCUCCUCUCUGCUUCCAAGCCCCUCCCUCCUCCCGCUCCCUUUGCUGCUGCUGACACCACCGCCGCUCCCGCCUCCUCCGAAUCCUCCUCUGCUCGGACGAGCCAGCACUGA
Closterium sp. Naga37s-1 is the source of this 1626-nucleotide messenger RNA. The record is from the annotation of a GenBank genome assembly. Lineage: Eukaryota; Viridiplantae; Streptophyta; Zygnematophyceae; Desmidiales; Closteriaceae.